Messenger RNA from Emericellopsis cladophorae, 1785 nucleotides. Its product is annotated as Long-chain-fatty-acid--CoA ligase 1. Gene Ontology annotation, biological process: long-chain fatty-acyl-CoA metabolic process; long-chain fatty acid metabolic process. The record is from RefSeq and is a predicted model, not a curated record. The transcript has 4 exons. Gene Ontology annotation, molecular function: long-chain fatty acid-CoA ligase activity. Gene Ontology annotation, cellular component: endoplasmic reticulum; plasma membrane; lipid droplet. The annotation marks the transcript as partial. Lineage: Eukaryota; Fungi; Ascomycota; Sordariomycetes; Hypocreales; Bionectriaceae.
AAGGAAUGGCAGUUCCUGGAACUCACACCGUAUUCCUUCAUCACCUACAAGGACUAUAAGAAACUCAUCAUCGAGCUCGGCUGUGGCCUGCGCCAGUUGGGUCUGGAGCCCAGCAAGAAGCUUUUUCUCUUCGGCACCACCAGUGCGAGCUGGAUCUCUGUAUCGCACGCGUGCGCCUCUCAGUCCAUCUCCAUUGCCACUGCGUACGAGACCCUCGGCGUCGAGGGCGUCAAGCACUCGCUUGUCCAGACCGAGUGCGAAGUGGUAUACAUCGACCCCCAGCUACUGCCGACACUUGCUAGCGGCCCUCUCCAGGCGUCGAACGUCAAGACAGUCAUUGUGAACCAGGACUGUAUCUUUGCCGCUGGCAGUGAGAUGGAUGAGUUUAAGAGUAGCCACCCCGACAUCAAGGUCGUCGCUUACCAUGACCUUGUCGUCCUCGGCCAAGAGCACCCAGUAGAGCCGACUCCUGCCAAAGGUCCAGACUUAUACUGCAUUAUGUACACCUCGGGCUCGAGCGGCGUUCCCAAGGGCGCUUGCAUCACCCACCAGUCCCUCGUCGCUGGAGUCGCUGGUCUCUACAGCUGCAUAGACGAUUGUGUCAGCGAUCAGGAGUGCGUGCUUGGGUACCUCCCGCUGGCCCACAUUCUCGAAAUGGCCAUGGAAAACCUCGUCUUCUCCAUCGGCGGAAGAAUUGGGUACGGAAGCCCGCGGACCCUGUCAGACACGUUGGUCAAGAACUGCGAGGGGGACAUGCGCGCACUCCAGCCCACGGUUAUGGUGGGCAUCCCGCAGAUCUGGGAGACUGUCAGAAAGGGAGUCUUGUCCAAACUGAAAACGUCGAGCCCGGUUCUGCAGGCCCUUUUCUGGGGUGCCGUUCGCUACAAGGGCCUUCUAUCGCGGUACAGGUUGCCCGGCGCGUCCUUGUUUGACGGCCUUGUGUUUGGAAAGGUCCGCGAGCUCACCGGUGGCCGGCUCCGAUUCACCAUGAACGGCGCCAGCGGCAUAUCGGACGACACAAAGGAAUUUAUCUCCCUAGUCUUUGCCCCUAUGCUGACGGGUUAUGGCCUCACCGAGACCUGCGCGACCGGGUCCCUCGGGUGCCCGCUCGAGUAUACUCCCACCGCCAUCGGGCCCAUUCCCGGCUCCUGUGAUGCCAAGCUGGUAUCGAUACCCGAUCUGGGGUACUCGGCCGACGCGGCGGUGCCCCAGGGCGAGGUAUGGCUUAAGGGUAUGCCUAUCAUGACGGAGUACUUCAAAAACCCAGAGGAGACGAGCAGGGCGCUGACACCCGACGGCUGGUUCCGGACCGGCGAUAUAGGGGAGUUCGAUGCGAACGGUCAUCUCCGGAUCAUUGACCGCGUCAAGAACCUCGUCAAGAUGCAAGGUGGCGAGUACGUUGCGCUCGAGAAAGUGGAGGCGGUCUACCGAGGGAGCCAGGUCGUGACCAAUAUCAUGGUUGAGGCUGAUUCCCGCUACCGGCGUCCUAUUGCCGUUAUUAUGCCUAACGAUAGAGUACUCGCACCCAUAGCGCAGGAGCUCGGCGUGGAGGAACAGAACAUGCAUACGGACAGCAAAGUUAGGGGCGUGAUUCUUAAGGAACUCCAGGCUAUAGGCCGGCGUGCCGGUCUCUCUGCAAUAGAGAUAGUGGCGGGUGUUGUCGUCUCGAGCGAGGAGUGGACGCCUCUUAGUGGAAUGGUUACCGCUACGCAGAAGCUUGACAGAAGGGGCAUCCGCGGGAGGUUCAAGAGGGAAAUUGACGAGUGCUUCCAGGGCAUCGAUUAG